Molecule: messenger RNA, 4245 nt
Organism: Salvelinus namaycush (lake trout)
Lineage: Eukaryota; Metazoa; Chordata; Actinopteri; Salmoniformes; Salmonidae
Product: ORM1-like protein 1
Exons: 4
Coding region: 120-581 (153 amino acids)
Biological process (GO): ceramide metabolic process; intracellular sphingolipid homeostasis; negative regulation of ceramide biosynthetic process
Cellular component (GO): endoplasmic reticulum membrane
Source: RefSeq, a predicted model, not a curated record
UAGCUAGAUAGCUCACUAGUCGCUAGCGGACAGGUUCAGUCAACAACAGCACGGUUGAUUAGGGGAGACUGGCCUUCUGCACUGCCACGUUUAAAAACAGGUUCAUAACAAGAAACAAAAUGAAUGUUGGCGUUGCGCACAGUGAGGUGAACCCCAACACUCGGGUCAUGAACAGUCGAGGGAUCUGGCUCACCUAUGCCCUCGGUGUUGGAAUGCUUCACAUUGUGCUCUUGAGCAUACCCUUCUUCGGUGUAGCUGUGGUGUGGACUCUCACAAAUGUUAUACACAAUUUUGGGAUGUAUGUCUUCAUGCAUGCAGUGAAAGGCACUCCGUUUGAGACCCCAGACCAAGGCAAAGCCCGGCUCCUGACACAUUGGGAACAGUUGGACUACGGCGUGCAGUUUACAUCAUCCAGAAAAUUCUUCACCAUCUCCCCAAUCAUUUUAUAUUUUCUUGCAAGCUUCUACACAAAGUACGACACAACACACUUUGUCAUAAACACUGCGUCCCUUUUGAGCGUGCUGAUCCCCAAAUUGCCACAACUACACGGAGUCCGAAUCUUUGGCAUCAACAAGUAUUAAUCCGAGUGUUAAGAGGGUCAGUGGUGUGUGACCAACUCUCAAAGGAGCUAUUGCCUCAUAGCAAGAUGAAUAGUUAACCCUAUGUACUAUGUACCACUGGAGUGUGUACUAAGCAGUUUUGUACAGUACGUGCAAUUGUCACUCAUUGUUUAGAUACGUCAGGUUAAACUAGUGGGAGAAUGAGAGAGAAUGCCAUGUGCAUUACUAACUUAAGUAAAUAUUUAAUGUUGUAUUUUUUGAUCUGCAUAGACCUGGGCUGGCCCAGGUUUCAAACGUGGGCCUUUUUUUGUUCUGUUUUUUUGUUAUUUGCUCUCACUUCACACAGUGACACGGACUGCGUUCCUUGUCACAAUGUAUUUUUCUGUUCUUAACCGGAAGCCUUAAAAAUACCAGAUGUAUUUUUAAAGAUGAUUUCUUCAUAAAAGUAGGGGCCUAUGGUUCAUUGUUUGACACACACUUAAUUUCUAGAAGGGUGUCAAUCUUAUUACUGGAAAAAAACUGGGGCAUUAGAACCGUUGCGUAAAUUUUACACUAAAUAUCUGCAUGCGCCAUUUCUGAAGACUGCACGCACAAAUAUUGAGAUUUAUAAACUUGGCACACGCCAAUCAUACGUAUGUUUCCCCCUAGAAAUCAGACCUGUCGUAAAACUGCGUACGUGAAGCAUUAUAACUUAGCCUGAAAAACGCCCAUCAUUCACCUUUUAUGGUGACAAUAACGCCCUUAUUUACUUUGGAGGUAUUGGAAUUAGGCCAAGACCAUAUCUGGAAAUGGCGAACUUGAUCAAAUGUUUUUGGAGGUGUUGGCAGAAUGUUUUCUUUUGCAGUGGUAGUUGUGGUAGCCUAUCUGACUGUUUCUGAAAGACAAACAUUUGCUAAUUGUCGUGGACCUGUAAACAGAUUGAAUUAAUUCAAUCAUGUUUAGCAUUUACUUUUUCCCCUAAUCUAAAUAUGGUGCACUGCCCGCGAGUUCUGAAGCUGACUCCUUGAAAUACCUACUUAGUGGUAGCUUACACACACUUCAAUGCAAAAUAUCAACCUGUCUGCUCACCUGUUAAAUUCUACUGUAUGUUAUAAACCACGCUCCCUUUCGGAUGCAUAGAGCAAAAACUUGAAAUGAUUAUCGCCUAUAUUAAUAGGCCCAAUUAAAUGAGAUGCGCGUUGGUAAUUUGUUGUAUGGCUGCUUCAGGAAAAUGAACUCAUCAUGGCCAGAAAAGGUGAGCAAUUUAUUUUGCAAUAGUUGUGUAUAAAUGAAAUGUUUACUCGGAAUUUGACAUUACAGUAUUCAGACGUAUCUCACAAACGUCAACGGAAAGAGGUGAACCCUCUGCUCUACCGUUAAACUGCACUUAAGAACAGAUCACAAAGCAAAAUACUUAAAGUAGCUCAUCUAUUUACUACUGUGAAGUGGGUCCAAUUAAACAAUUGAUGGGAUGAAUGGUAGCCUAUCCUAACUUGUAUGAAACCAUCAGUCAGAAAAGGUGAGGAAUUUAUUCUACAAUGGUUAUGUAAUUGAGGUAAAGAAUACAUCUAUUUCUAUAAUUAUUUUAGAUCAAAUAAAGGGAUAUUUGCUCUUCUCACUAAUGGUAAAUGAUUGCAUCUUAUUAUAUUUAGCUAGGCCUACCUGUUUUGUUUUUUAAAACUUUUUUUGUUAUAAGAGUGUCAUCAUAUAUUCCUGCACAAGGCCACUACUUGGCUACUUCUGCCUUCUUACAAUGCAAUACUUAAACCACUAGAAACUGUGCGUACGCAUGGUCUAAAGCAGCAGUGGCGAACUAAUUGUGCCCCGGGGUCAGCAUUCGGUUUUCAUAGAGUUCGAGGGCCACACUGAAAAUGUUAUAUUUCCUUGCCAUCAAAAUUAGCUAAAACAUAAGUCCUAUAUUCAUCGUCUUUGGAAUUUAAUGCUCCCUGACUGUCUUGUGAUUUAUUAGCGAGAUGGACAGUCAAGAAACUAUGAAUGUAGGUCCAUUGACUGCACAAUGAUUAUCGAGCUGGACAGUCAAACUGUAUAAAUAUAGGUUCAUUAUAAUUUCUAGUUUAGAUUUGGUUUUAGUCAUUUUUUUUAAGUAUAUUGAGUGGCUUUUGUUUUUACUGGGACCACCUUUGUGGGCUGUAUGUUUGACACCCCUGGUCUAAAAUUUGUGUGAGGAUAAGCACAUUACAUCAAGUUACAUUUUUAUUAAUGCCAACUUGUGUGAAUUCUGGCGCAUGCAUAUUUUGGGCAUAUUUUGUGUGUAUGCAACACUUGAGGCCCCUGAACAAUAUGAAAUACUAAUUUAGCAUGAUUUCCUUUGUAUAUUAAUAAUUUAUCCGUGUUAAUCAUUUAGGGCAGGCAUUUUUGCAGUGUAUAUAGUUUGUCUGUAUAGUUUCAUGUCUUAUGUGAAGAUCAGAUGAUUUGUCAUAAGAUGUUAAGUGUUGUCAGAUAAUUGUUUACUGAGACAGGUCUAUGCUAUGGCUAUGUACCUACACAUGACUGCCAAAAUAAACACUUGAGUAAAUGAGGGAUGUGAAGUAUAUUGAAAGUGGGUGCUUCCGUGUAGCUGUGGUUCCGGAGUUAAUUAAGCAAUUAACAUCUCAUGAUUAGGGUCAUAUAAAAUGGCCAGUUUCCCAUUAUUUCAGCUACCAUGGCUAGAAAAGAUCGGUGACUUUGAAGAGGGGUCUCAAAGGAGCAUAGGUGGUUUAAAGUGUGUGUGUGUCACCAGCUCUCAACUCAAUUGAACACUUCUGGGAGAGUCUGGAGUGGUGCCUGAGACAGCAUUUUCCACCAUCAAAACACCAAAUGAUGGAAUUUAUCAGGAAGAAUGGCAUCGCUUCUCAAUCCUCGUGGUGAUGUUAAAUAUUAGUGAUGGCAAUAUUACUGUGCAAUGUAGAUGUUCUAUUUUCACCUGAGAUUGCAUAACUCGUAUGUUGAUGUAGUGUCCAUCGGUUAUGAAUGUUUCAACCUCUGUGUUGAAGUUGUGCUUUUAUGUCAGUUCCUGGCUUCAAAGGGCACCAAAAACAACACUAUCCACAAGUUUUAGCGGUUCUGCUGAUCCUGUGAUCUUACUAACAGAUCUCAUGGUUUAUUUUAGUACAAUGUAUGGCAACUCCGUUAGCUAACAGAAAUUGUUAAACGAAACACCUCGCCAAACAACCGGCAUGUUUUUCUAAUUUACAAGGAAAGAUUCCAGUGGUCAUGUGAAUUUCAUCUGCUCCGAUUGGAUGAAACGGGCCGCACUGCUGUAUGGGAUGAGUAGUUUGUUUGCCCCCUAACUGGUAUGUACAGUCUUGUACCCUUGACUUUUCUUCCAUAUCACUUUUUUUUGUUACGAUUUCUAGUCUUUUGAAUGAAUGGUUCACCCUGGAGAUUUUUGUACCUAUUCCACUUGACAUGCAUUUUGUUGAAAUUUGCAUGCUAAAACCAAGUGGCUGUGUCAGUUUCGGAAGCAUAACUGUGGAAAGUGGGGCAUGGUGGCACAACGCCCUUUUAAAGACACUUUAUGUUGGUGUUUCCUUUUAUUUUGGCAUUUGCCUGUAUAUUCAUGUAGAUGUUUAGGAUAUGAAUAUCUCCUGGAGGCUACUAUUAAGACAGCUAGUCCUGUUUUUGCUUGGUUAUGGCUUAUCCAGGGUAUUCUUGGAGCUUUGUCAGCCCUUGUACCUAACAUCAUUAAAACAUUUAUGCCCUGAAA